AUGGUUGCUGUUACCCGAGCUAAGUCCACGACCCCAGGGUCUGUUAAUAAAAUUCUAACCACCAAUACGGUCAAGAAUGUAAUUGUCAAGAAGACUGUUGUCAAAAAGAAAACUGUUAUCAAAAAGAAGCCAGCACUUACUAAGACAAGAUCUGAUUUAGAAGAUCUUCUCCAGGAUGUUUCAAUUCCUGAUGAUUUGGCCCUUCCUGAGGAAUAUGUCGCGUAUCAUACACCUGAGUUCAUCUCCGGAAUAGAACACAUACUUCAGGUAGAUCGCUCACUUUAUCCUGCCAUUGUUCAUGCCAACUUCCCUAGGUUUUCCAAGACUGAAUCGGAUAAGCCAAAAGACGUGAUUUGCCAUUAUUGGUAUUCGUUGAUCGCGUCGGUGAUUUCUCAACAAGUUAGUGGAGCCUCUGCACGUGCUAUUGAGGCCCGGUUCAAGGCGUUGUUUAAUGGGGAGAAGCCCACUCCCGAGAUAACUCUAAAAUUCAGUUUUGAUCAGUUGAGAUCAGCAGGUUUGUCAAAUAUGAAGGCUAAAUAUGUCGAAAGUAUAAGUCAAGCAUUCGCUGAUCCUAACUGCAAAUUAACCCACCUUGAAUUUUACGAAAACAGCUCAUUGGAGGAGAUUGUUGAUGAGUUGGUAAAAUUAAAGGGGAUUGGAGUAUGGAGUGCUAAAAUGUUUUCCAUAUUUACAUUGGGAGAAAUGGAUGUUUUCGCUGAGGAUGAUUUAGGUAUUGCUAGAGGGAUGGCAAAAUACUUAACAAGAAGACCAGAUUUGAUGAAAGAGAUUAAGCAGGCAUGUGCUGAUGAUGAAGCAAUACAAGUGUGGUUGAAAAGAAAAGCAAAAUUUGCAAAGAAUGAUUCUAAACGUAACUGGAAUCCAGUUCAUGAUGCCUAUGUGGAGUUUGCUUCUCGGAAAUUUGCCCCGCAUCGAACUGCUUUGAUGAUGAUCAUGUGGAGAUUGGGAUCUACAAACAUUGAAGUACUUGAAAAGCUUGAUGAGUAA
This is a messenger RNA of Spathaspora passalidarum NRRL Y-27907, 1005 nucleotides long. Its product is annotated as DNA-3-methyladenine glycosylase II. The coding region runs from base 1 to 1005 and encodes 334 amino acids. Gene Ontology annotation, cellular component: protein-DNA complex; nucleus. Lineage: Eukaryota; Fungi; Ascomycota; Pichiomycetes; Serinales; Debaryomycetaceae. The record is from RefSeq and is a predicted model, not a curated record. The transcript has a single exon. Gene Ontology annotation, biological process: base-excision repair, AP site formation; DNA alkylation repair; base-excision repair. Gene Ontology annotation, molecular function: DNA-3-methyladenine glycosylase activity; DNA-7-methylguanine glycosylase activity; alkylated DNA binding.